GUUUCUGACGGUUGGUCUCGCCUCGGCCGAAGACGGAGAGUAAAAACUUCCUGUAGUUGAAAUGGCGACGUGGGCUCGGUUUGGACUGAGUUUACAAAAACUUUUCAGGCGAUCGUGGUCCCUCAGAAACAUCUCAUUGCAAUGGAGUGUAAGGAGCGGGGUUGUGGGGUGUGUUAUCGCAGGUUUUAUUCGCCAUCACUACGAAGCUCGAUGGACAGUGUUGUAUCCUACCGUGCUAGCCGAGGACACGAAGCGUGAAGAGACCCCAGCUCCCCCAGUCUCAAUGAGGCGCGUGCGAUUUCACCAGUUUGCUUCCGUGACAUAUGAACAGGAGUCAUACAUGACACCCAGAGACUUCCUCUACUCUGUCAUGCUGGAGGGCGUGGACCGUAAACUUCAGAAGAAGCCCUUAACCAAGGCGGAAAUGGAGAAAAUGCUGACGGUGGCUUCGAAAGCGAAGCCAGGAAAUCAUCUGUUUAGAGGAAUCGGAGACAACGGGCUCAUCUCUUACACAGAGUACCUUUUUCUCCUCACCAUCCUCACCAAGCCACACACAGGGUUCCACAUCGCGUUCCAGAUGCUCGAUGUUGAUGGCAACGAGCAGGUGGACAAAAAAGAGUUUGAGAAGCUGAAGAAAGUCCUGGGGAAACGGAAGGUUUCAAAGGAAGAUGCGGCAGAGGUGGUGGCACCAGAGGACAGUGAUGAGCCCUCAACCUCUCUCCAGGCCUUCUUUUUUGGUCGCAGAGGCCAGAACAAAUUACAGUACAGAGAGUUCUACAGGUUCAUGGAGGACCUGCAGGCAGAGGUGCAGGAGAUGGAGUUCCUGCAGUUCUCCAGAGGAAUGGGCUCCAUGCUCCGAGAGGACUUCGCAGACUGGCUCCUCCACUUCACUAAUGAGGAGGACAAUGAGGCCUACCUGGAAAACAUGAGGAGGAGGAUCCCUGCAGGAGAGAGCAUCACCUUUGAGGAGUUCAAAGCCUUCUGCCUCUUCACCAACAACCUGGAUGACUUCGCCUUGUCCAUGAAGAUGAUUGCAGAAUCCAACAGACCCAUCGGAAUGGCUGAGUUCAAGAGGGCAGUGAAGAUCGCCACAGGCCAGGAGCUCUCUGAGAAUGUCCUGGACACUGUGUUCAAACUCUUCGACCUGGACGGUGACAACUGUCUGAGCCAUAUGGAGUUCAUUGGUGUGAUGAAGGACAGAGUCCUUCGGGGCCUCAGGGUUCAAUCUCAGCAGGGUGUGUCUGGUUUCUGGAAGUGUGUGAAGAGGGAGAUGCUGAAAGGAGCUCAGGAGGCGCUCAGCCACCGUGGCAGCCCUUUCUGAAGGGGAGGGGCCAAUUCCAGGAGGACAGCACAUGUAACAUAAGUGGGAGUGGCUAAGUCAAGCAUGGUGAUUUUAAAGCAGAGGUGCCACACAUGCUGCAGUAGUCAGACCUUGAACUCACCAUGGUGGUGUGGAGUCAAAUGACCAUGGCACUCCGUGUCACAUCAGCAAGGUGUGUGUGUGUGUGUGUGUGUGUGUGUGUGUGUGUGUGUGUGUGUGUGUGUGUGUGUGUGUGUGUGUGUGUGUGUGUGUGUGUGUGUGUGUGUGUGUGUGUGUGUCCUGGCGUGGUUAAGUUAACUGGGUGUCAUUCAGAGUGCUAGCGGUUCAUCUGUUUCUGGGGUGUGUACACACAAUGACGAGUACAGAGUGCUUUAUCAUUUACAGCCUUCUGACUGAAAAUCCAAAGGCUCAGAAUCAUUUCAUCCUAAAAUGUUUACAGGGAUCCAGUCAGAUAUUCCAGAAAGAUCUGUUGUGUAGUGUUCGGAUUUCUGUAAUUGUGCCUCUGUCCUGUAACGUAAUAAUGGAGGCACUUUACUUGAAUAUUCAUUAAUAUUAAAAAGCUUUGAGCCUUUAAUUGAUUUAAAUAUUCUGAAACAAAAUUGGUUUUGAUGGGGCACGUCUUUAAAAAGAGAGAAUUUAAAGACUACUGUGUGUGUGUGUGUGUGUGUGUGUGUGUGUGUGUGUGUGUGUGUGUGUGUCUCAGAACAGGGUUGUGGUUUUGUUUACAACAAGCUCCUUUAUUUUAUACUCUUGGGUAAAGCUUUGGUGUUUUAAAGUUCUAUAUAUUAGUGUGGUGCUGUUAAUUCAGACGUCCUGUGGAUUUUCUUUCUAUGCACUUUUAUAUUCUGUGUUGUUUCAGGCCUGUUUUGGCAUUAGGCAGGUAGUUUACAAAAAACCUUAUUAAAAUAUAACAUGAAUGCAAGACCUGAGAUUUCUGGCUGUAUUUCUAGAUCAUAGGAGAUCUCCCUGCCAAUAGGAAUAAUGUGAAGUACUCUGGCAGGGUUUUGUAAUGAUAUAAUGCUUUAAAAAAGGAUUACUUGUAUUAACACAAAUUAAAGUGUUCAGAUGUGACUCACCA
This is a messenger RNA of Electrophorus electricus (electric eel), 2399 nucleotides long. It is a transcript of the gene micu2, whose product is annotated as mitochondrial calcium uptake 2. Gene Ontology annotation, biological process: calcium import into the mitochondrion; mitochondrial calcium ion homeostasis. The record is from RefSeq and is a predicted model, not a curated record. Gene Ontology annotation, molecular function: calcium ion binding. Lineage: Eukaryota; Metazoa; Chordata; Actinopteri; Gymnotiformes; Gymnotidae. Gene Ontology annotation, cellular component: uniplex complex.